Messenger RNA from Perkinsus marinus ATCC 50983, 1359 nucleotides. RefSeq names its product Transaminase mtnE, putative. Lineage: Eukaryota; Perkinsozoa; Perkinsida; Perkinsidae. The transcript is spliced from 13 exons. Gene Ontology annotation, molecular function: L,L-diaminopimelate:2-oxoglutarate transaminase activity; pyridoxal phosphate binding. Bases 1 to 1359 code for a protein of 452 amino acids. The record is from RefSeq and is a predicted model, not a curated record.
AUGGUCAGCGACACUGGCUUAAAGAUAACGAGGCGUGCCUCUACAGCGAGGAUGCCUUCUGGAGGGUACCUCUUCGCUGUGGUGAAGGACAAGGUGCAGGAGUACAUCACCAGUGACAAUGGGCGCGACAGCAGACGCAUCAUCAGCUUGGGUAAGGGGGACACGCCGCUACCACUCCCUCCAGUACUCGCAGACUCCAUGGCUGAAUUCUCUAGGAACAUGCAAACACCUGCCGGAUUCGUGGGCUACGACUCGCAGUAUGAGCCAAUUUUACGGCAGCUGAUCUCGGAUAAGUAUUAUGGCAGUCGAUGCCGCGUUGGGGUCCACGAGAUAUUCUGUAACGAUGGUAGCAAGCCGGACAUAGGUCGGCUCCAGCUACUCUUCGACCCAUCCAUGAGGGUCGCAGUGCAAGACCCGGCGUAUCCAGUGUAUGCGGACUCUGCGGUGCUCUCUGGAAGGGUCUCUGGUGAGAUGGAGAGUCAGGGUCAUUAUGAAGACAUAGUGUACAUGCCCUGUACUGUGGAAAACGACUUCUUCCCGGACUUGACUUUGACCCUGGGUACCGAUGGUCAUGCUGGUGCUGAUAUAAUCUACUACUGCAAUCCCAACAACCCGACUGGUGUAUCCACUGGGAGAGAUCAGUUAGAGGAGCUGGUCCGCUUUGCUGUGAAACAUGGGAAGUUGAUCAUCUACGAUGCCGCCUAUGGAAGUUACAUCAGUCCAUCGUCUGACGUACCACGUUCUAUCUACGAAAUCGAGGGCGCGCGAAAAUGUUGUAUCGAAACCAAUUCGUUCAGCAAAUUGGCCAGUUUCACAGGAGUUCGUCUGGGCUGGACUGUUGUGCCGGAGGACCUGCGUUUCACGGACGGGACGCCGUUCCUCACUGACUGGCGAAGGAUCUCCACCACUGUGUUUCAAGGCGCCUCGGCUUUGUCCGUCGCUGGAGGCAUUGCUGUGCUGAACAACCUGUCGGUGGUGAUGGAGAGGGUGGAGUACUAUAUGGCGAAUAUGAAAAUGAUUCGUGAGACUCUGGCCAAAUGCGCAAUACCCUGUUAUGGCGGUGUUGAUGCGCCCUUCGUUUUCGCCAAGUUUGGUGGGAAUUCGUGGACGGCGUUCGACAAGCUACUGCGAGACUGCCAGGAGAAGGCUUUCUGCGGAUAUCUGGUUACGGCACGGCAGAUGAUAUCAAGGAAGCAUGUGAACGAUUGUGUAUUCGCUAGCAGCGAGUAUACCGGCCGAAACAGUGGCUUGGCACUGUUGGUUGUGGGCUUUCCCAACGUCAUUGAUGAGGUUGUCCCCGACGUCCACCAUGCACCCUGGUACAGGGUCCUCCUGCCGAGCACUAGAGGGAACGCUUAG